This is a messenger RNA of Rhododendron vialii, 1322 nucleotides long. Its product is annotated as serine racemase. The record is from RefSeq and is a predicted model, not a curated record. Gene Ontology annotation, molecular function: ATP binding; L-serine ammonia-lyase activity; pyridoxal phosphate binding. The coding region runs from base 196 to 1197 and encodes 333 amino acids. Gene Ontology annotation, biological process: pyruvate biosynthetic process; D-serine biosynthetic process; L-serine metabolic process. The transcript is spliced from 7 exons. Lineage: Eukaryota; Viridiplantae; Streptophyta; Magnoliopsida; Ericales; Ericaceae.
AUUGCACUCUUGCGGAUUAGAGAGAGAGAGAGAGAGAGAGAACCGAAGUGCAGAAAACUCGCAGUUCUUCUCACUGUAAGUAUAAUAUGAUGUCCUCUGAGAUUUUUGCUGGUACGGCGUUUGCUUCUUUGACUUCCAGUUUGGACUUAACAACUGGGGCGAUAGGACCGAGCAUUUACUGUAGGGGGUGUAAAAAUGGAAGUGAAGGGCCAAGUGACAGCUGAGAAGUAUGCUGCUGAUAUUUCCUCCAUAAGAGAAGCACAACUACGCAUCGGUUCGUUUAUACACAGAACACCAGUCGUCUCUUCGGAAACUCUUGAUGCUAUUGCUGGAAGGAAGCUACUCUUUAAAUGUGAAUGUUUCCAGAAAGGUGGAUCUUUUAAAUUUCGUGGUGCCUGUAAUGCUGUAUUUUCGCUUGAUGAUGAUCAGGCAGCAAAAGGGGUUGUAACUCAUAGCAGUGGUAAUUAUGCAGCAGCAUUAUCUUUAGCUGCUAAACUGCGAGGGAUCCCAGGUUACAUUAUUAUUCCAAAAAAUGCUCCAAAAUGCAAGGUUGAGAAUGUUAAGCGUUACGGAGGCCGGGUUAUCUGGAGUGAAUCCAAUUUGAGGUCAAGGGAAGACACGGCAACCAAAGUGUUGCAAGAAACUGGCGCAGUUCUUCUUCACCCAUACAAUGAUGGGCGUACUAUAAGUGGGCAGGGCACAAUAUCGCUGGAGCUUCUGGAGCAAGCCCCACAGUUAGACGCCAUAAUAGUUCCUAUAAGUGGAGGUGGUUUAAUAUCAGGGGUGGCAUUAGCUGCCAAGUCCAUCAACCCUGCAAUUCGAGUUCUGGCUGCUGAACCAAUGGGAGCGAAUGAUGCUGCUCAAUCUAAAGCUGCUGGUAGGAUUAUAACUUUACCCGAGACCAACACAAUUGCAGAUGGGCUUCGAGCUUUUCUUGGAGAUCUUACCUGGCCAAUUGUACGAGACUUGGUUGACGACGUGAUUACUGUGGAGGAUAAGGCGAUAGUAGAAGCCAUGCGACUUUGUUACGAGAUUCUGAAGGUUGUAGUGGAGCCUAGUGGAGCAAUAGGCCUUGCGGCGGUUCUGUCUGAUGAUUUCAGAAACAAUCCCGCUUGGAAGGAUUGCUGCAACAUAGGAAUUGUACUUUCAGGGGGCAAUGUUGACUUGGAUGUACUUUGGGAUUCUUUCAGGAAAUGAAUGGUACUCUAGUUCAUGCUUAUUUUGAGUCCUCUCGCAUGGAAGGACUGUGGUGGUCUGAAUAACAGGUUUUUAGUUCUUGCUUAAUGUAGUCCUCCGGAGGAAAUAAUAUUUCGAUUCACUCU